CCGCUGACGGAAAUGACCGAAGGCGUUCGGCUCUGGCUCGAGCGCAGCCGCACCGGCUCCUCUUUGCGGAGAUUCACCGCCUCGGAACCUGAGGGAGAAAUAAUCGGGUGUUUUUUUUCUCUCUCUCCACCCCUUCCUCUUCCCCCCCCUCCUCCGAUUAUUUUUAAACAAGUGAAAGUUGUUGUGCUGAGGGAUAUUUGCAGGAAUCUCUCCCGAUGCAGGCCAUCAAGUGUGUGGUUGUUGGGGACGGUGCUGUAGGUAAGACAUGCCUACUCAUCAGCUACACCACCAAUGCAUUCCCCGGAGAGUACAUUCCAACAGUAUUUGACAACUAUUCAGCUAAUGUUAUGGUCGAUGGGAAACCAGUGAACUUGGGACUCUGGGAUACAGCAGGUCAGGAAGAUUAUGACCGACUCCGACCCCUCUCUUACCCACAGACGGAUGUGUUUUUGAUCUGCUUUUCCCUUGUGAGCCCAGCAUCCUUUGAAAAUGUCAGGGCAAAGUGGUAUCCAGAGGUGCGGCAUCAUUGUCCAAACACACCAAUAAUCCUGGUAGGAACAAAGCUGGAUUUGCGGGAUGAUAAGGACACCAUUGAAAGGCUAAGAGAUAAAAAGCUGGCUCCCAUUACCUAUCCGCAGGGGUUGGCUAUGGCCAGAGAGAUAGGUGCUGUUAAGUACCUGGAGUGCUCUGCUCUUACUCAGCGAGGUUUGAAAACCGUCUUUGAUGAAGCAAUUCGAGCUGUGCUGUGCCCACCACCUGUGAAAAAACGUAGAAAGAAGUGCACUGUUUUCUAGGAAGACACCAUGCAGGAAAUCAUACCUUCAUAACAAUCUGCUGGUAUUUUAUCCAAAUCAUGACCCUGUGUGGUAUGAGACUGCAGAAGAGAGUGUUCUUCUUUGUGUCGCCUCUCUCUUGAGUUGGAACAGUUAGCCUUGAGAGUUAAGUCCUGAAGUCAGUAAUUAUUCUGUUAGCGUGUGUUGGAUUUUAUGUGAGGCAAUGUGGCUGUCUUCAUGGGUGGACCCCAUCAUAUUUUGUUGAGCUGCAGUAUCCCCUCUUUUGGUAGCUCCUAUCCAGCUCAAGACCAGUGACGUCCACAGUGACACUUCCCUUGUGGAAACAGUAUUAAUGGAUCCUUUCAACUUUGUGGAGUUGCUCCUUUAAUUUUAAUAGGUUACAUAACUGACUCACUACAGUGUUUGAACAUUGGUACAUUCUGCGAUUUGCUAUCCAUGUUGUUAUUCCUUAUUUAUCAUUUCACCAACUGAAAAGUGUGAAACCUAAGAAAUGAACAAAGGCUGUUCAUCACCUGUUUAAGGACUUUUUUACAUCCACUCUUUGCAUGCUUGAAUCAUUCAUCAGUCUUAAACCAGCAGUAACUUUUAGUGCUAGUCAAGACAUGCAAUCAUUUGCAUUUUUCUUAAAUGGGUUAUUUUGAAUAAACAUAAAUAUUUAACAUGAUCUUUUUCUAAGUUAGGCAUAUUGAAAUUCCAAAAGACUUUUGUCUAAAAUGGACCUUUCUUUGUAUGAACUUAGAUCUUGGCCUUUUUUGUAACCAUGUCUUGAUGCAGAAAAUCAAAAUGAGGGGUACUGCAGUGUUAAUUAUUGUGGAGAUACUUUUUGACCUUUCAAUAAGCAGCUAGAUAAUAUGGGAUCACUGAAUGCAGCAUGGGCAAAAGUGCAAGUUUAAAGUGGGGGGGUGGGGAAGGCUUGUGUAUGUGAAAGACUUGUGUAAAAAGGCUUUCUGCUGGUUAUGUAAAGUCAGUGUUUAACUGUUGUGUUCAUUAACUUUAUUACAGCACUAGCAGACUUGUGUUUCAACAAAUAAUUGAUCAGGGUUUCUCCAUUCUAAAUAUUACAGUAAAUUUUUGAAAUUGCCAGAUACAGUGUCCAACUAGUGAUGCAGGAUUUACUUGUUCUAGCUGGUACUAACAAAAAACUUUUGCCAACUUGGCAUCUUCAUUUAUAGGACUGGCCUGCAUGAUUUGAGUCCCAAUGUUUUAUUCUAAUUGACAUCCUAGCCUUAACCCUGGGAGAGAGCUGACUCUUCUGGUAAUUUCAUUGUCACUUUUGUUCUAUUGUUUAUUAUUUCUUAAAAAUGCAUUCGUACACGUUUUUGCGAAGAUUUCUAACUUGGCACAUUCUCAAGGUGCAACUUCUGAACCAAAUUAUGUUUUAAGAAUUGAAUUUCAUUAAAUAUUGUAGUAUCCUCA
This is a messenger RNA of Rhincodon typus (whale shark), 2210 nucleotides long. Its product is annotated as ras-related C3 botulinum toxin substrate 3. NCBI's taxonomy places the organism in Eukaryota, Metazoa, Chordata, Chondrichthyes, Orectolobiformes, Rhincodontidae. Gene Ontology annotation, molecular function: protein kinase binding; GTP binding; GTPase activity. Gene Ontology annotation, cellular component: plasma membrane; cytoskeleton; cell projection. The transcript has 6 exons. The record is from RefSeq and is a predicted model, not a curated record. Gene Ontology annotation, biological process: small GTPase-mediated signal transduction; motor neuron axon guidance; cortical cytoskeleton organization. The coding region runs from base 216 to 794 and encodes 192 amino acids.